AACAGUCAUCUUGAUCAAGCUCCCUUUAUAAUAUAUAACUGCUUUCUCACAUCUUCCACACCCAACACAAUUCAAUUCCCCCCCUCCCCUCUCUCUCUGCCUCUUUACUUAUUCUACAUAACAAAAGCAUGGAGGACCUGAACAUAACCCCAUUUCCAGUUUCUUUGCCCCAAGAGACCCCAUCAUUAACCCUUCAACAAAGGCUCCAAUUCAUACUCCAAAGCCAACCAGACAGGUGGGCAUACGCCAUUUUGUGGCAAACCACACAAAACGAUAAUGGCCACCUCCUCUUGGCUUGGGGAGACGGUCAUUUCCAAGGCGCCCAUACCAAAGACACAGACCCUAAAUUCUCAAACACCAGCACCUAUCCCCCAGUCAUUUCGAUGCUACACCCCGAAAUAAGAAAGUCCAUGAGGGGUAGUACUAUCCAGCCCAUGGUUGGUGAAAACCGCCAAGUUAGUGAUGACAACCACUUAAACGCCGACCUCACAGAUGUCGAAUGCUUCUACGACAUGUCUUUAACUCGUUCAUUCUCUGUCGGGGAUAGUAUGCCCGGCAAGGCUUUCGCUUUUGAUUCUCUAGUGUGGUUGUCCGGUGGCCACGAGCUCAAGUUCUACAACUGUGAGAGAGCUAAAGAAGCUCAAAUGCAUGGGAUUGAGACCUUUAUUUGUAUCCCAACCUCAACUGGAGUUCUCGAAAUGGGUUCUCCGAUCAUUAUCAGAGAGAACCGUGGCUUAGUCCAGCAAGCCAAGUCUCUAUUUGGGAGGGAUCUCACUGGCUUGGUACCUAGGCAACCAAGCCCAAAUUUAGUUCCAAUUCAGUUUCUUGACCGAAACAUUUCUUUUGCAGAUAUUGGCAUAACUAACAGCAUUCAAGAAGAGGACAAGUACUCAGAUCAACUAGAAAAGAAAGGAGUGAUAGAAGCAAAGAAAGCAGACUGCAUCAAUGGUGGGCAAUCUUCAUACCUUUACUCGGAGCAUGUCUCUGAUUCUGAUCGUCCAGUAAUCUUCGUGAACAUGAUAGAGAAGAAAACCCCCAAGAAAAAAGGGAGGAAACCUAAACUCGGCCGCGACACGCCGUUGAACCACGUCGAGGCAGAGCGGCAGCGGCGAGAGAACAUGAACCACUGGUUCGACGAACUGCGAGCAGUGGUACCCAUCGUGUCUAGGAUGGAUAAGGCAUCUCUGCUGUUAGACGCUGUGUCGUACAUCAAUGAGCUCAAGACCAAGAUCGACGAGUUGGAAUUGGAGUUUCAAAGCAAGCCUAAGGAGGCCGGGAAGUUAGAACACGUUGAUACCAUCGACAACCAAAGCAGCACCACCACCACCACCUCUGUCAACCAUAUCCCUAGGUCUAACUCAAGCGAAUUCGGGCUCAAGGUUGAAGUCAAGAUUAUAGGACACGAUGCCAUGAUUAGGGUUCACUCGGAGAAUUGUAAUUACCCGACAGCACAAUUAAUGGUUGCUCUCCGUGACCUAGAGUUCCAAGUCCUCCAUGCGAGUAUCGCGUGUGUGGAGGAGCUCAUGCUUCAAGAUGUGGUGGUUAGGGUUCCCGAUGGAUUGAAUACUGAAGAAAGUCUCAAGGUUGCUCUUCUAGAAAAACUAAAGCAAUAAGCUGGUUAAUUACUAGUAUUUAAUGUGUUAUUAUCUACAUGUAUAAGCGAAAAUUAGAAUUCGUAAUAUUUUUGCCUUAAUAAUUUAAUACCUAUCACCUUAAUUAUUUUC
Molecule: messenger RNA, 1724 nt
Organism: Juglans regia (Persian walnut)
Lineage: Eukaryota; Viridiplantae; Streptophyta; Magnoliopsida; Fagales; Juglandaceae
Product: transcription factor MYC2-like
Exons: 1
Coding region: 129-1613 (494 amino acids)
Biological process (GO): regulation of DNA-templated transcription
Cellular component (GO): nucleus
Molecular function (GO): protein dimerization activity; DNA-binding transcription factor activity; transcription cis-regulatory region binding
Source: RefSeq, a predicted model, not a curated record